AUGACCCGCGCCAAGAAGAGCCUCGCGGUCCGCCACACGUCGCCCGUCCCCGCGGGCCCGGCGAGCUUCUUCCACCGCUUCGCCCACAACUACGGCGUGCGCCACGUCCACACCAACUCGUUCGCGCCCAUCGUCCACAUCAUGCUCAUCAUUGCGGGCUCGGGCAUGACCAUGCAGUACCUCGGCCGCCACCGCCACAAGAAGGCGGCGCGGGAGGCUGCCCAGGCCGCCCACGGCGACAACCACCACCACUAA
Saprolegnia parasitica CBS 223.65 is the source of this 255-nucleotide messenger RNA. RefSeq lists its product as hypothetical. The record is from RefSeq and is a predicted model, not a curated record. NCBI's taxonomy places the organism in Eukaryota, Oomycota, Saprolegniomycetes, Saprolegniales, Saprolegniaceae. The transcript has 2 exons. Bases 1 to 255 code for a protein of 84 amino acids.